Phytophthora nicotianae INRA-310 is the source of this 1051-nucleotide messenger RNA. RefSeq lists its product as hypothetical. The coding region runs from base 23 to 967 and encodes 314 amino acids. NCBI's taxonomy places the organism in Eukaryota, Oomycota, Peronosporomycetes, Peronosporales, Peronosporaceae. Gene Ontology annotation, biological process: peptidyl-L-cysteine S-palmitoylation; protein targeting to membrane. The record is from RefSeq and is a predicted model, not a curated record. Gene Ontology annotation, cellular component: Golgi apparatus; endoplasmic reticulum. The transcript is spliced from 3 exons. Gene Ontology annotation, molecular function: protein-cysteine S-palmitoyltransferase activity.
GUGUUAGUGCAAAUCUCAGACCAUGGCGUCGCAUAGUGGUCGCGUCCUGGGACGCCACCGCCCGCUGUGGUUCGUGUGGGACCCAUCGGGCAUCGUGAUCGCGCUAUUCGCCUGGGUGCUGGUGUUCGGCCUACUGGUAGCGGUGCUCGCAUCCAUUUCGCAGUGGGUGGGACUACUCUCCCUCAUGGGGAUGACCGAGGGGAUCUGGUUCACGGGGCUCUUCGGCAUGUGCCUCUGGUGCCACGUCGUGGUGCUCACCAGCAACCCCGGCACGGUACCGUUCAAACUCAAGGGGUUGCCGCCAGCAGAAGCAGAAGAUCAGAGUGACGACGACGUGGAAGAGAUCGAGGAAGAGAUGCCACUGAAUGAGUACGAGGAGUGCGAGGACGACGGCUCACUGCUCAUCUACUGCGACGAAUGCGAGAUCUACAGACCGACAAGGGCCACGCAUUGCCACACUUGUGAACGAUGCAUUGUGCUACAAGAUCAUCACUGUCCCUGGGUGAAUAAUUGUGUGGGUAUUGGCAACCAGAAAGCGUUCCUCUUGAUGCUGCUAUACGUGACCGCCACGAGUAUACAGGCAGCUCUGCUGGUGCUGAUGCAGUACGCCAUGUGCUCGCGUGGCAAAUACACGUGCGGACUGCAGAAUGACCAGUUCCCUGGCAAAUUGGGCGGCUGGAUCCUGGCAGCGGCCGCCGUGUUCGGAAUCUUUUGCUCGCUCAUGCUUACCAUGGAGCUGUACAAUAUUUACCAGGACCCGUUGUUCACAUUGAUCGCUGACCAGAUUGCGGCUCGCCGUGGUGGGGACAAGUCAAGGACAAUACUGGAGAGGCAUCUGAGCGUCAUCUGCGGGACGGACGGCAUGCGAGCCUCGUGGUUUUUCCCUCCACCCGAGCGACGCUCUUUGCAUGACAUGGAGAUCGUACAGGGAUUCCGAUCCCGGCCAGACGACGCCGAGAUCUGUUGAACGCAGUGCGUUGCAAUCGAUAGUGAUAAAUAAGUACAUGUAGAAUCGAGAAAAAAAAAAUUACCCGACUUUGUGAGCUCGUCC